Helobdella robusta is the source of this 312-nucleotide messenger RNA. RefSeq lists its product as hypothetical. Bases 1 to 312 code for a protein of 103 amino acids. NCBI's taxonomy places the organism in Eukaryota, Metazoa, Annelida, Clitellata, Rhynchobdellida, Glossiphoniidae. The record is from RefSeq and is a predicted model, not a curated record. The transcript is spliced from 2 exons.
AUGGUUAAGAGCGGUCCCGAGGCUCCUUGGUUUGAUUAUGCUUGUGUAGUAGCCAAGAAAAGUGUUAGAAGACUGGAGAAAGCCUAUAGAUGGGUCUUGAGAUCCGCUCUGAACUUCGCAAGCGAUGGAGAAAUAGUUAGAGAAGUAGGCAGAGAGUUCCAGAGAAAAGGACCAGAAAAAGCAAAAGCAGAUUUGGCAAAAGAGUGUUUAACACGAGUUAAGAAAAAGCGAGAAGAAGAAGACGAUCGUAAACCGGGGCGUUUAGGUUCAAUUAAUAUAUCUGAUAAGUACUUAGGAAAUAAUUUAGAUUGA